Molecule: messenger RNA, 3546 nt
Organism: Podospora pseudocomata
Lineage: Eukaryota; Fungi; Ascomycota; Sordariomycetes; Sordariales; Podosporaceae
Exons: 1
Coding region: 1-3546 (1181 amino acids)
Source: RefSeq, a predicted model, not a curated record
AUGAACCUCUCCCCCCCUCUCGAGCGCACAAUCUCCCAACAAUCCCACACCUCCGUCCGCUCCCGCAACACCUCCCGCCGCCCAGCAGCCAAAAAACAACAACCCCCCUCCAGCUCAGCAAGCUCAGUGAUAGGAGGCGAAGACAGCAAAUCCCUAACCUCCUUCCCCUCCUUCUCCCCGCGAGAAGAAGAAACAUGCUGUUUCCUCAACAACAACCAACAAGAAGAAGACAGUGGCAACACUCCCCUUCCUCCUCCAAGCAGCACGACCCCCUCCCGCAAACCAUCCACCUUCCUCUCCGAAAUCGACCAACAACCACCCCGACUCGAACCCGAACAAAUAAUCCCCACCUUGCUAACCACUCCUCACACCGCCGGCCCUUUAUUCGAAGACUCCCCCCCCUACCGCAACCGCCUCCCCGGCGCGCUCCACCACGCCGAUGACGGCCACAUCGAGCGUCUAAUCGCCAGACAGGGCGGGGCCGUCAACCUAGUAAGGCAAAUCGCAGAGGACUUAGCAGCAAGGGACGCGCAAAUCGCUCUGCUCCGUCGUCGGGCCGACGAGAGAGAGCGGGCUCUCAGAAAAAUCAUUCUCGAGUGUGGGCUCUCCAAUCUUGAUCUCGAGACCCGGUUGAGGGUGCUGCUUGAGGAAGUGAGGAGCCAGAGACGACAAGGAAGUGGCGAGGAACUGGAGGAUUUGAUCGGGGACGCGCUGGAGGGGGAUGUGAGGCUUGAUGCGACGAUAAAGGGGAGGGUGGUCAAAGAGCGGGGUGCAAAUACUGGACAGCAGCAGCAGCAAAAGGGGACGGGGAGGGGGUGGAAGGAGUAUUUGUGGGGUGGGACGGGUACUAACAAGGGGGAUGGGAAGGGGGAGACGACGGCGGUGAAAGGAGGGGCGAGGCAGUCGAUGCCCGAGGAUUGGUUUAAACCACCAGCGGAACAGCAGGAGGAGCAAGCACAACAAAGCUCCAGUAGGGCUUCAAGUGUGAGUUCUGCUCAUGCGGCGAGGAAGCCUUCUCUGGCGAGCAUGGCGUUGAGGCUUGUUGCUGGCGGCGCAGCGGGGAAUAGGGAUAACGAAGGCAGGGGCCGUGCUAGCAGCGCUGCUGCUACGCAGGCGGGGGGUCCGCUCAGGGGAUCGAGCGCUUCCAGUGCGAAGACUACGGCUUCUAACCGGGCCGUGUCGGCGCAGGCUGGCGGGCCAAAGGCGCUCAUGCAAAUGAGACGAACGACUGCCGGUGGGAGCACCAGACCGAUGGAUAUCCCCGCCAGAGGGCAAGUUCCCGAACGAUGGGACACCAUGGGGGCGAGCCCGGGAAAGACUGCGAUAUUACGACAUCAGAGCUAUGGACCUGUCGAGAUGGACACGAUCCUCCCGCCCGAGGCUCAGCCGCCUACGCUGACGCACAUCUACAAUAACUUUGUCGGGUCAGAGUAUCUGACCGAUCGGUUUGGGUUUAUUUACGACCAGAGACGGAAAAAGAGGCAGAGGGAGGCGGCGCAGAUGGCGAAGCAGGGGAAGAGGGGGAGUAGGACGGAAAUGUUGACUAAUGGACGGGGAGGGAUGAGUCCGGUGAUGGCGGGGGAUGAUGACGGGGCGAGUAGUGGGAGGUGGGACGUGUUGAGCGAGAGCGGGAGGCCGGACACGCCGUGCUCGGGGACCACGACCGAGGAGCAAGUGAGAGGUGGAGGCGGGAACGAGGAGAACGCGAAGCCGAAGAGGUGGCAGGAUUACCUCAAGAUUGCGACGUUUCCGACUGAGUUGCUCUCGCACACGCCGCUGAUCAGCGCGCAGGGGUUCGAGGUUUUGGAGGGAGGGGAGGUACCACCACCAAAAUCGCCGGGGCAUUCGCCGAGCAUCAUGUCGGAGGAGAGGGGGUUUUUGCCUAGUGCUACCACGACGACGGUGUCGAUCGCGCCGAUGAUGGAGGAGCACCAGGAGCCGGUGGUUAGUUCGGUCUUGAGCUCCUCGGUGUCUGCCCCGGCAGGGGUUGAAGAAGAGGAUGUGGGGACGCCUCCUGGAUCGACGACCCCGGCGAAGGAGGAUGCCGAGCCGGUGAGGUUGCUGUUGGAGAAUCUGAACAGGCUGCAUGAUUCGCUUCAGAGGGAAAGGACAGUUCGCUGGAACGAGUUUCUUCGAAAGGUCCGCGCCGAGAGGAAGCGGGACGGCGAAGCUGCCGCCGCCGCCGCAGCAGCAGCAGCAGAAGCCAGAUUCCAACGAGCCACGGCCGUCAUGCCGGAAACUCGCCUCGGAGACGGGGAGCUCAUCGGCGUCGCCAGCCUCGGCGUCCAAGGCAAAGUCGGCAGGGCAAAAGCAACCGAAUUCCGCUCGCUCUUGCUGGGCGGCAUCCCCGUGGCCAUGAGAGCCAAGAUCUGGUCAGAGUGCUCCGGCGCAAAAGCACUGCGCAUACCGGGAUACUACGAGGAUUUGGUCAGCCGCCCCGGAGAGGAAGACGACCCCCAAGUCGUUGCUCAGAUCAAAGCCGACAUCACGCGCACCCUCACCGACAAUAUAUUCUUCCGCAAAGGGCCCGGAGUGGGCAAGCUGCACGAGGUUCUGCUGGCCUACUCGCGCCGCAACCCGGACGUGGGGUACUGCCAGGGGAUGAACCUCGUCGUUGCCAAUCUUUUACUUAUCACGCCCUCGUCGGAAGACGCGUUUUGGAUCCUCGUCGCCACGGUCGAGCAGAUCCUCCCGUCGGGGUACUUUGACCACUCGCUGCUUGCGUCGAGGGCAGACCAGGUCGUCCUCCGCCAGUAUGUCUCUGAAGUGCUGCCGAAGCUGUCGGCGCACUUUGACGACCUGGGCAUCGACCUCGAGACGAUGACGUUUCAGUGGUUCCUCUCCAUCUUUACCGACUGCCUGUCUGCAGAAGCGCUGUUCAGGGUCUGGGACGUGGUGCUCUGCACGCCGCACGACGGGGGCGCGUUUCUGUUCCAGGUGGCGCUCGCGCUGCUGAAGCUGAACGAGGGCCAGCUUUUGGGGUGCGGGAGCCCGGCGGGGGUGUACACGUACAUUAACCAUCAGAUGACGAACCAUGCUAUUUCUAUUGACGGCUUGGUGCAGGCGAGCGAGGGGUUGAGGAGGUUGGUGAAGAAGGAGGAUAUUGAAGCGAGGAGGGAGAGGGCGAUUGAGCUGGAGAGGGAGCAGGUUCGGUUGAGGGAGGAGAGGUUGGCGGAGCGGAGGAGGGUUCAACAGCAGGAUAAGGUGAAUGGCAAGGGGGGGAAUAAUAACAGGCCGAGGGCUCUGAAGAAGGAGAGCAGUCUUUUGGUUUUGGGGGGGAGUGGUGGUGGUGGUGGUAGUAACAAGGCGGGUGCGGUACCCGCUGUGGUGAGUGGGGAGAUGGCCAGUGGGGCUACGACGCCGAGCGGGAUGGGGAGUUUGAGCAGGGUGGGCAGUGCUUGUCCUAGUCCCAUGUUUGGACCUGAAAGGGGGGGACUGGGGAGUAGGAGUGUGAGUGGGAGUGAUGGGUUGUUGAGUGUGGAGGGGUUGGUGGGGAUAUCGAGUGGUGGUGGUGGUGGUGGUGGUGGUGGUGGUGGUGGUGGGUGA